Molecule: messenger RNA, 2084 nt
Organism: Catharus ustulatus (Swainson's thrush)
Lineage: Eukaryota; Metazoa; Chordata; Aves; Passeriformes; Turdidae
Gene: EPN3
Product: epsin 3
Exons: 9
Coding region: 164-2002 (612 amino acids)
Biological process (GO): endocytosis
Cellular component (GO): clathrin vesicle coat; plasma membrane; endosome
Molecular function (GO): clathrin binding; phospholipid binding
Source: RefSeq, a predicted model, not a curated record
CCGGCAACUCGGCGGCGCGCAGCAGGAGCGGGCGGCUGCGGCCGCCUCCAGCCCGCGCUCGGCGGCGGCACCGCGCAGGUGCCGGUGAGGCUGUGGCCGUGCUCGCUGCUCCCUUCUCCACGGUUGCUGCCUGCCCCCAGCAGGUCUCCAGCACCACACAGCCAUGACGACCUCGGCGCUGCGUCGGCAGGUGAAGAACAUUGUGCACAACUACUCAGAGGCGGAGAUCAAGGUGCGGGAAGCCACCUCCAAUGAUCCCUGGGGACCUCCCAGCUCUCUCAUGUCAGAGAUCGCCGACCUCACCUUCAACACGGUGGCUUUUGCCGAGGUCAUGGGCAUGAUCUGGCGGCGGCUGAACGACAGCGGCAAGAACUGGCGUCACGUCUACAAAGCCCUCACCCUCCUGGACUACCUCAUCAAAACCGGCUCCGAGAAGGUGACCCACCAGUGCCGGGAGAACCUCUACACCAUCCAGACGCUGAAGGACUUCCAGUACGUGGACCGUGACGGCAAGGACCAGGGCAUCAACAUCCGGGAGAAGGUGAAGCAGGUGAUGGCGCUGCUGAAGGACGAGGAGCGGCUGAAGCAGGAGCGGGCGCACGCGCUGCAGACCAAGGAGCGCAUGGCCCUGGAGGGCAUGGGCAGCGGCAGCCACCAGGUCACCUACGGCCGCCGAGCAUCGCCCUACGGGGAGGAUUACAGCCGGGCACGGGGCUCACCCUCCUCCUUCAACUCAUCAUCCUCCUCCCCACGGUUCACCUCUGACCUGGAGCAAGCGCGGCCCCAGACGACAGGAGAGGAGGAGCUGCAGCUGCAGCUGGCACUGGCCAUGAGUCGGGAGGAGGCAGAGAAGGAAGUGAGGACUUGGCAAGGGGAGAACUCCCUGCAGCAGAGACCCGUGGAGGAGACUGCCCCGGGCAGGGACGAAGAGCAAGAAGAAGAAAAGAUGAAGAAAAGCCAGUCCUCUAUUCUGGAGCUGGCAGAUAUAUUCGGGCCGGCGCCAGCCCCCUCCAGCCACACGUCUGCUGACCCAUGGGAUAUGCCAGAUAUGAAACCCAAAGUGGAGCCGGUGGCCUCUGCCUGGACCGGUGCAGCGGAUCCCUGGGUGCCAGUCCCGGACCCUGGUGGGGAGCCCCUCUCCCAGGCGAGCUCCUCAUCCCAGCAAACCUCUGCUGGGCCCUGGGACUUUCCCCCCAGCACCGCUGCAGCCUCUGACCCCUGGGGGAAGGCGCCCAUGUCUUCUGGCUUCCCUCCUGCAGACCCCUGGGGAACAGCAGCCCCCCCAACCCCCCAGGGCUCCGGUUCUACACCAGCUCCUGACCCUUGGGCUGCUGUGCCUGAGCAGCCUCCAGCCCCUGCUCCAGGGGGGAACGCUUUUGACCCAUUUGCAAAGCCGCCCGAGCCGCCGGAGCAGGAGCCCUCCCAGCCGCCCUCCUCGGCCAAGUCCAGCAGCCCUGUGGAGCCCGACCCCUUUGGAGACCUGUUCCCCAGCACCAGGCAGGAUGGGGCAAAGAGCUUUGACCUUGCCAACCUGGCUGAUUCCCUGCCUGAAUCCGGCAAGGAGCGGAAGGACUGUAAAACCCCCGAGGCUUUCCUUGGCCCUGCCGCCUCCUCCCUGGUCAACCUGGACUCCCUGGUCGCACCUACUCCGGCCUCCAAGACCCGCAACCCCUUUCUCUCGGGUCUGAGCACGCCGUCCCCCACCAACCCCUUCAGCCUGUCCGAGCAGCCCAAGCCGACGCUGAACCAGAUGCGGACCAGCUCUCCGGUGCCCGGCCUGCCCGCCGGCCACCCCGCCAACUCCAUGACCUACAGCGCAUCCCUGCCGCUGCCGCUCAGCAGCGUCCCCGCUGCCACCGCUGCCCUCCCCGCCUCCGCCAGUGCCUUUCCGCAGGCUGGCACCUUCCCCGAACUCCCCGGCGCCUUGCCGCAGCCUUUACUGCCGCUGAGCGGCCCCCCGGCCCCGCCGUCCGCGCCCGGGGGGCUCAACCCCUUCCUCUGAGCCCUGUGGACAUUGUGGACUUUCACCCCCUCCCCAGCUGUUUCGAUCCCGCCCGAUCUUCCCUUCCACCGAGACUUGGGGG